UUUUAUUUUGGUUUCCCCUUGACUGUGGUAGAGCUAACCUGGUACAAUGACAGACAGGGCAAUGACAAAUCCUCCCCAGCAGGAUGUGCAUUUUCUUAUCACUUCCUCCAAGACGUCUAGGCACACAUAUGUAUCCACAUUCAUAAUAAUGGGGGGCAGUUACUGCCCAAGCUACCCACUGGCAGGAGGUUAAAGAAAGAGCUCUUCAUGUGAGUUUAUGUUGAUGUGUGUUUCUACAAACUUCAGCACUACCACUGCUCUUAAUUUGGCAGCCAAAUUCAAAACUCCCAGACGCUCCGUCCUCAAUGUUGUGCUGCCAUCUGUGACAAAGUUUACUGAGCUGGACGCAAAGGAGACAAAAAGGAAGACCGACAGACUGAGUGUGUGAGGUGUAAAAGGUACAAGUCAAGUCGGGCACUGUGAGUGUGAUGUUUGUGGUGGGACCUUCCUGUCCGGGCUGUCCUCCAGCAACACAAUCACUCUUCCCUUAAAUCAUACCAUGCGGUUUGGCAAGCAGGUAUUUUGUCUAAAAACACGUCGAGCAACUGAGUGUGUGGGAUGAAAGCACAAAGAAAGCAGAAAAGAGGAAAAAAUAACCAUGCUGAAGAAUGACCAGCUGGUCUACAUUGCCCUGGAGCUGGUGAUCGCCUGCCUGGCUGUGGCUGGGAACAUCCUGGUCUGCUGGGCCGUCUGCCUCAACUCCAACCUGCAGAGCAUCACCAACUUCUUUGUGAUGUCAUUGGCAUUGGCUGAUAUUGCUGUGGGGCUGCUGGCAAUUCCCUUUGCCAUCACUAUUAGCAUCGGCUUCUGUGCCAACUUCUACGGCUGCCUGUUCAUCGCUUGCUUCGUCCUUGUGCUCACCCAGAGCUCCAUCUUCAGCCUGCUGGCUAUCGCUGUGGACCGCUACAUCGCUAUCAAGAACCCACUCAGGUACAACAGCCUGGUGACAGCGCAGAGGGCAAAGGGCAUCAUCGCUUUGUGCUGGGUCCUCUCAGUGGGCAUCGGCCUGACUCCAAUGCUGGGCUGGAACAGAGGUUGGAACGCCACAGCUGCUACGAGCAGCACCAACAGCUGCCCUGAAGGUAUGACCGAGUGCCUGUUUGAAGGAGUGGUCACCCUGGACUACAUGGUCUAUUUCAACUUUUUCGGCUGUGUCCUGGGACCUCUGUUGGUCAUGCUGGUCAUCUACGCCCAUAUUUUUAUGGCCGCACGGCGUCAGCUCCGAAUGAUGGGGCUCAAAAUCGCACAAGCACCUGCUCCUGGAGAAAUAACCACGUCUUCAAGCGCAUCUCGUUCGACCCUGCAAAAGGAAGUGCACGCUGCCAAAUCGCUGGCCAUCAUUGUGGGUUUGUUUGCUCUAUGUUGGCUUCCACUGCACAUCAUCAACUCUUUCAACCACCUGUGUGAGACUGUAACCGCUGACGCAUCUGGGUCGAGUUGUAACCGUCCACCUGUUUGGGUGAUGAACAUUGCCAUCAUCCUCUCCCAUGCCAACUCUGUUGUGAAUCCCUUCAUCUAUGCCUACCGCAUUCGUGAGUUCAGACAAACCUUCCGGAGGAUCCUGCACCAGCACAUCCUAGGGCAGAGGGACGUACAUGGGCUUAGGGUAGGGACUGGUGAUGGUAGAAGUGUUGGGAGGAGCAGCAUCAUGCGGACCUCUUCCCAUACCAGUAAAGAGGGUUUAUCGUGUGGCACAGUGGUAAAUAGUUACAUCCUGGACCCCACUCCUGGCGGAACUCCAACAAAAGCUACUCACGAGUCCUCUUGCCACUGGACAUCAAAGUUAGACUCUGCACCAAGCAGCUACAUACCCAACGGACAUCAAAGGAAGGCUAGCACCCUUUCAGCAACCCAGCAGCAGCCAUGUAUCAUGGGAUGUGCUGUGCAGGAUGGAAUAGCAUCAGUCACAUAUUUGGGGGGAACAACAGAUGUUUUGGAGGUGAAAGAGAGUGGGAGCUGCAUUGCUUUUGUGAAUGUUCAGGCUCUUUCCUUUAAACAGACUGACUGUGUCUGUUCUGCAGAGCUUACACAAGUGUCAUGACAAAGACAUUUAGGUAUUUAAAACAUAUUUCUAUUGCCAUAAAAACUAACAGUCAAAACACGAAGCCUCAGCAAAUCAACAGCAGCAGCAGUAAAUCUGUUUAUAUCUUUCGUUAUAUGAACUGAUUGUCAGGCGAUAUUUUGGUCUGUUUUAUUACUUUGUUCUCAUUAACAAUCUCAAUCUGAUCAGAUCUACAAGCACACAAAUAAAUAUGCUGAUGCUUACAUUUUGCCAAGAUAAAUAUAAUUUUUUUAGGCUGCAUAUUUUUAAAACAAUCUGCAUCUAAAUGUGCAGAAAACAAUACUUUAUCAAAUGUACUGUGUCCUGCAAUGUGUUUUUAAGAGACUUUUAAAUCCCUGAAUUGCAUUUAUUUGAUGCAUUUGUUUGCAUCAUGUCAGCUUUUGCAAUGGCCAUGUGUAUUGCUUUUACCCAUUGGAGAAUUAAAUACGUCUUAAAUA
Lates calcarifer (barramundi perch) is the source of this 2499-nucleotide messenger RNA. It is a transcript of the gene adora2ab, whose product is annotated as adenosine A2a receptor b. Gene Ontology annotation, cellular component: membrane. Gene Ontology annotation, biological process: G protein-coupled adenosine receptor signaling pathway; adenylate cyclase-activating G protein-coupled receptor signaling pathway. Lineage: Eukaryota; Metazoa; Chordata; Actinopteri; Centropomidae. The transcript is spliced from 5 exons. Gene Ontology annotation, molecular function: G protein-coupled adenosine receptor activity. The record is from RefSeq and is a predicted model, not a curated record. The coding region runs from base 599 to 2041 and encodes 480 amino acids.